This is a messenger RNA of Solea solea (common sole), 1364 nucleotides long. RefSeq names its product protein yippee-like 5. NCBI's taxonomy places the organism in Eukaryota, Metazoa, Chordata, Actinopteri, Pleuronectiformes, Soleidae. The transcript has 3 exons. Bases 183 to 545 code for a protein of 120 amino acids. The record is from RefSeq and is a predicted model, not a curated record.
CUUUUGCUGUGUAGCUGGUCACAGAGUUUGACAGCAAUAACACACAAAAUACCGGAGGACAAAAAAACGUGCUCUGGUUCUGAGAAUUGGGACGAAACUGCCAAUAAAAAGAGGUCGAAUUUAAUCACCCGAGUUUCUACAGACGUUUUUGCUCAAGCCAAAACAAGGUUUAGAACCGAACAAUGGGGCGCAUCUUCUUGGAUCAUAUUGGAGGAACUCGCCUCUUCUCUUGUGCCAACUGUGACACCAUCCUGACCAACCGAGCUGAGCUCAUCUCCACACGCUUCACUGGAGCAACUGGCCGAGCUUUCCUGUUCAACAAGGUUGUGAAUCUGCAGCACAGCGAGGUCCAGGACAGAGUCAUGCUGACAGGGAGACACAUGGUGCGCGAUGUCAGCUGCAAGAACUGCAACAGCAAACUGGGCUGGAUGUAUGAGUUUGCCACCGAGGAAAGUCAGCGCUACAAGGAGGGCCGUGUCAUCCUGGAGAGGGCGCUAGUGAGGGAGAGUGAAGGCUUCGAGCGUGUUCCUUCCGACAACUCCUGAGCUUGCACUACAGCAUACUUUCUUCAGCUUUCCCUCCUGCAGCAUGGAGGUGCAAAGACAGUGGUGUGCCAUUUACGAGUAGAGCCACAGCUAAAUAAAAUAACAGACUCUAUGUGGAAUGUUAAAACAAGACAUGGUGAAUAUUUUCCCAUAACCAGUAAAAUACCACUGGUUCUCUACUCAUGUAAAACCGCCCACAAUUGUAAUGUGAGCCCAACGCUGUGGUGUUUUUUUUGUUUUUUUAUGUGUUGGGUGGGAUUUUGGUUACUGUCAGGAUGAGAGGCUUUUUUGUUCUCGUGCCACACAAGUUCAGACAGUUUGUUAUGCAGGGAUAUAGCUAAUAACAGCACACACUGAAUGUACUGAUGCUGAGGAGAAGUCAUUCAUUUGUUUAGAGAGUCCCCCAAGAAGUUCACAGCAGUGCAUUCCAUUUCUGUCAACUGCUCAAUAUAAUAUGGCUGAAACUCUGUUUUUCAUAUGCAGUAAGUAAGUAAGUAUUUUAUUUAUUAGCUUUACCUCAAUAUAGGAACAUGAUCAAUGUAAAACAAAAUAAAAGAAAUUAAACAUUUAAUUAUCUCACCAUAAUGUAUCCAUUGUAUAUCUAUUCUCUAUUUCAACAUAAUGAAAAUAUGAUCAUAUUUUACAGGGAUGGUGGACAAAAGACAACUUCUUCCACUCUCUGGAUUUAAUGAUCAUAUUUCCAUGUUCUGUUCAACUGUAUGACUAAUAACUCACCUGGUGACCUGUUGUUAAAUUAUUUGACUGGACUCUGAAAAACACGUUUGUAAAAUCAAUAAACCAAACAGUGUUGGUGAAGUA